This is a messenger RNA of Cetraspora pellucida, 1395 nucleotides long. Lineage: Eukaryota; Fungi; Glomeromycota; Glomeromycetes; Diversisporales; Gigasporaceae. The record is from the annotation of a GenBank genome assembly.
AUGGAAUCGAAAUCUGAAUUAAUUACUCUUCCAAAUGUAAAAACUAUUAAAAUUGAAACGGGUCUUUUUAUCAACAACGCUUUUGUUGAAUCCGUUGAUAAAAAAUGUUUCGAAACUAUCAACCCAUCGACCGGUAAAGUAAUUGCAACUGUAUCAGAAGCUUCUUCAAAAGAUGUUGAUUUGACGGUCGAAGCUGCUACCAAUGCUUUUUAUAAUGUUUGGAGAUUUGUUGAUGGGAAAGAACGUGGUAGAUUGUUAAACAAACUUGCAGAUUUGAUAGAACGAGAUACUGAGGAAUUAGCGGCUUUGGAGACACUUGAUAAUGGACAAACCCUUUCUACUGCGAAAUUUAUUGACAUUGGACAUAGUAUUGAUUGUUAUAGAUAUUUUGCCGGAUGGACUGAUAAGAUUCACGGAAAAGUUAUCGAGACGGACCCCAGUAAAUUUUCUUAUACUCGUCACGAACCACUUGGUGUUUGUGCCGCAAUAAUUCCAUGGAAUUUCCCUAUAUUGAUGCAAGCCUGGAAAAUGGCACCUGCUUUAGCGUGUGGUAAUACUGUAAUUCUAAAACCAUCCGAAAUGACACCGUUGGGUGCUCUUAAAGUUGCUGCGCUAUGCAAAGAAGCAGGAUUCCCAGAAGGAGUUGUUAAUGUUUUGAACGGCUAUGGUCCUAUAACUGGUGCAGCAAUCGCUAAGCAUAUGAAAAUUGAUAAAAUCUCAUUUACUGGAUCUAAUGCAACGGGAAGAUUUCUAUUAAAAGCAGCUAGUGAAAGUAACUUGAAAAAUGUAUCACUCGAAUUGGGUGGAAAGUCUCCAAACAUAAUUUUCGCAGAUGCAGACCUUGACCAAGCUGUUAAAUGGGCUCAUAUGGGAAUAUUUUUCAAUCACGGACAAUGUUGUAGUGCUGGAUCUCGUGUUUAUGUCCAAGACAGUGUUUAUGAUGAAUUUUUAACAAAAUUUAAAGCUAUGACAGAAUCUAAUAAGAUUGGAGACCCCUUCGCAGCGGAUACUUUCCAAGGACCACAGAUUUCUCAGGUGCAACUUGAUAGAAUUAUGAAUUAUAUUGAAUGUGGGAAGAAAGAAGGGGCUACGUUACUUAUAGGUGGUGAGAGGCAUGGUAACGAAGGAUACUUUAUUAAACCAACCAUUUUUACAGACACUAAUGAAAAUAUGACCAUAAUGCAAGAUGAAAUUUUCGCACAUUUAACAAAAUACGGAUUAGCAGCUGCUGUAUUUACCAAGGAUAUCACUAGAGCUGUUAAAUUAUCCAAUGAAUUAAGAGCUGGAACCGUCUGGGGAUAUAAAGAAUCUGGUAUGGGACGGGAUCUUUCAAAAUAUGCUUUAGACCAGUAUACCCAAGUCAAGACUGUUCAAAUUAAUUUGGAUAGUCAUUAA